Molecule: messenger RNA, 1911 nt
Organism: Delphinapterus leucas (beluga whale)
Lineage: Eukaryota; Metazoa; Chordata; Mammalia; Artiodactyla; Monodontidae
Gene: TBL2
Product: transducin beta like 2
Biological process (GO): endoplasmic reticulum unfolded protein response
Cellular component (GO): endoplasmic reticulum
Molecular function (GO): protein binding
Source: RefSeq, a predicted model, not a curated record
UGCGUGCACCGCCCUGCGGAGACGUGCAGGCCCUCGCGAGGCCAGAGGCUGAGGUGGCAGCGACUCUGCCGACAUGGAGCUGCUGCAGAUGCCGGAGUUGAUGGGGCUGUCGCUGUUGCUCGGGCUGCUGGCCCUGAUAGCGACGGCGGCGGUAGCGCGGGGGUGGCUGCGCGCGGAGCAGGAGACGUGCGGCCGGUCGGCAGGCCAAAGAGCAAAUGGACUUCCACCUGACAAGUCCUUGAGAUCCAAGAAGCAGAAACAACAUCAGCGGAUUCACAAGGAAAAGCCUCAGCAACACAACUUCACCCACCGCCUCCUGGCUGCAACACUGAAGAGCCACAGUGGGAACAUAUCUUGCAUGGACUUUAGCAGCAAUGGCAAGUACCUGGCCACCUGUGCAGAUGACCGUACUGUCCGCAUCUGGAGCACCAAGGACUUCCUGCAGCGGGAGCACCGCAGCAUGAGAGCAAAUGUGGAGCUGGACCAUGCCAUCCUGGUGCGCUUCAGCCCUGACUGCAGAGCAUUCAUCGUCUGGCUGGCUAACGGAGAUACCCUCCGUGUCUUCAAGAUGACCAAGCGAGAGGAUGGGGGCUAUACUUUCACAGCCACCCCAGAGGACUUUCCUAAAAAGCACAAGGCAGCCAUCGUCAACAUUGGCAUUGCUGACACAGGGAAGUUCAUCAUGACUGCUUCCAGUGACACAGCUAUCAUCAUCUGGAAUCUGAAAGGUCAGGCGCUGUCUACCAUCAACACCAACCAGAUGCACAAUACAUUUGCUGCUAUAUCCCCUUGUAGCAGGUUUGUGGCCUCGUGUGGCUUCACCCCAGAUGUAAAAGUUUGGGAAGUCUGCUUUGGGAAAAAGGGGGACUUCCAGGAGGUUGUGCGAGCCUUUGAACUGAAGGGCCACUCUGCAGCCGUCCACUUCUUCGCUUUCUCCAAUGACUCCCGGAGGAUGGCCUCUGUCUCCAAGGAUGGUACGUGGAAACUGUGGGACACAGAUGUGGAAUACAAGAAGCAGCAGGAUCCCUACUUGCUGAGGACAGGCCGUUUUGAAGAAGCAAGCACCAUGCCGUGCCGCCUGGCACUCUCGCCUGACGCCCAGGUUUUGGCUUUGGCCAGUGGCAGCAGCAUUCAUCUCUAUAACAGCCGGCGGGGUGAGAAGGAGGAGUGCUUCGAGCAGGUCCAUGGGGAGUGUAUCAGUGACUUGUCCUUUGACGUCACUGGCCGGCUUCUGGCCUCCUGUGGAGACCGCGCAGUGCGGCUCUUCCACAACACCCCUGGCUACCGGGCAGUGGUGGAAGAAAUGCAGGGCCUCCUCAAGCGGGCCUCCAAUGAGAGCACCCGCCAGAGGCUACAGCAGCAGCUGACGCAGGCCCAGGAGGCCCUGAAGAGCCUGGGUGCCUUGAGGAAAUGACUCAUGGGAGGGCACAGCAGGAAGGAUCUGGCCUUCUGCCUUCGCUGCCGUGGCUCUUCCCAAGUACUCCCCAGCUGGAAGCCUUUUGAAAGGGGUGUGCUGAUUUUCUUAAUCGUGACUCCUCUCUCCUUUUUCCCAUUGAAACUAUUCUUGCCUACUUAGAUCUCUCUCUCUCUUCUUGCUGGUGUGACUCCUGACCUUACUUGACCUCCCAGGCCAACGACCAGGGUGCUUCUCUUUUUCCUGGGCCCAAGGGGUGGAAUCUGUCUCCACCAGGCACUGAGGAGAGUGGUAAUUAGAAGAGAAAGAGAGAACAUGGUCUUUGACCUUGUGGCAACACACCCUGCUAUCCAAAGAAGUGUGUAAUUGUGGGACUUCCCUGACGGUCCAGUGGUUAAGACUCUGUGCUCCCAAUGCAGGGGGCCUGGGUUUGAUCCCUGGUCGGGGAACUAAGGAAAAAAAAAACGACAAAGAAGCUUGUAACUGUGGAGGCAAAA